AUGGCACGAAUUCGCAUACCCACCAGAGCCGAGAUGACGGCCCCGUUCCAGUCCAGAGCAGCCUUCAAGCAAUGGGCCAAGGCGUCCGAGGCGCCCGAGGGACGGGCCCGGAUCGGCGACUCGAGAUGGUCCAACAAAGACCUCGAGCCGACGCCGCCGGAGCAGAGGACCUGGACGUGGUACAACCUGCCGCUGUACUGGUUCUCCAACAUGUUUGGCACGACGGGGUGGAACGUCGCGUCUUCGCUGAUUGCCGUCGGCCUGACCUGGCAACAAGCCUUCGUGUCGUGUGUGCUCGGCGCGCUCAUCUCCGCCAUCAUCGUGACGGGCAUGGCGAGACCUGGCGUCAUGUACCAUCUCGGAUACCCCGUCCUCGCGCGGUCGGUGAUGGGCAUGUACGGCUCGUACUUCUUCGUCUUCAUCCGGGCCGUCGUCUGCAUCAUCUGGUACGGCAUCCAGACGUACUACGGCGCAAACCUGCUUUCCGUGUGUUUCCGCUGCGUCUUCGGGAACAGCUGGAACAACUGGGCCAACGCGCUGCCCGCCGGCGCCGACGUGACGUCCAAGCAGCUACUGGCCUUUUUUCUCCUCUGGCUGAUCGAGUUCCCUUUUACUUGGAUACACCCGACCCACAUCCACUACAUCUUCACCAUCAAGGGCAUCGUCAUGCCGUUCGCCUGCUUCGGCCUCUUCGGCUGGUGCAUGGCACACGGGACCGGCAUCUCGAACAUCAACGCGGCCUCAGCUGCCGGUGCGGCGGCGGCUGCCAAGACGCCGGUCGGAUGGGCCGUGAUGAGCGGCGUCAACGUCAUCAUGGGCUCCCUCUCGCCCAUGCUCGUCAACCAGCCCGACCUGGCGCGGUACUGCAAGCGGCCCCGGGACGCCGGCUGGCUCCAGGGCGCCUGCGUCUUUUUCGCCAAGAUCCUCGUCUUCUUCCUCGGUCUGGCGUCGACCACGUCGCUGCAGGGCGCCUGGGGCGAGGCGUACUGGAACCUCUGGGACAUGCUCGACGCCAUCCUCGACCGGCACUGGACGGCCGCCGGGCGUACGGGCGUCUUCCUGGUCUCCCUCAGCUUCAUCCUCAGCGUGCUGGCGACCAACUUCGGCGCCAACUCGCUGCCCUUCGGCGCCGACAUGACGGGCCUGUUCCCCAAGUACCUGACAAUCCGCCGGGGCCAGAUCGUCUGCGCCGUCCUCGGGGUCGUCGUGUUGCCGUGGAAGCUGAUCGCCAACGCGUCCGCGUUCCUGUCCUUCUUGGGGAGCUACAACAUCUUCAUGGCCCCCCUUUGCGCCAUCAUCAUGUCGGAUUACAUCGUCGGUCGCAGAGGCAACAUCCACGUCCCGUCGCUGUACAACGGCUCAAAGGACGGCCUGUACUGGUUCAAAUCUGGCGUCAACUGGGUGGGUGUGUUCGCCUGGAUCGGGGGCACGGCGAUGGGGUUGCCCGGCCUCGUAGGGGAGUAUCAGCCCCAGAGCGUCAGCCAGCCGGCCAAGUACAUGUACAUGAUGGGCUGGGUGUUGACGUUCUUCACGUCGGCCAUUCUGUACAUCGUUCUCAUCCAGUUCUUCAAGGUCAAAGUGUACCCUCCAGGGUAUGAGAACGAGCCGAUGGGUUAUGAAUGGCUGGCCAAGGAGGGACGCGACGGCUUCUUCGAGGGCGAGAGGGAGGGAGAGAUCUACGCGCCGCCGUCCCCGCGGAUCGCGGACGGCGAGGAGAUGCGAUUGGGGGAGAAGGGGCACAAGAUGGAGGCUUGA
Messenger RNA from Colletotrichum destructivum, 1755 nucleotides. Its product is annotated as Putative purine-cytosine permease. Gene Ontology annotation, cellular component: plasma membrane. Gene Ontology annotation, molecular function: nucleobase transmembrane transporter activity. The record is from RefSeq and is a predicted model, not a curated record. Gene Ontology annotation, biological process: nucleobase transport; transmembrane transport. The transcript has 5 exons. Bases 1 to 1755 code for a protein of 584 amino acids. NCBI's taxonomy places the organism in Eukaryota, Fungi, Ascomycota, Sordariomycetes, Glomerellales, Glomerellaceae.